CAACGUGCGAAAUUCAAAUUUUGAGCAACAAAACACUCAUCUGCUUUUCCACAUGCUCGUAUGAGUGGGUUUUUAACUCUUAUUUUACAACAUUGUGCGACGACUUUGAGAGAUAUCGAGAGAGUUUACAGUGAGCUGUGGAGAACUCGGGACGAUGCCAGUGGAAAGGACAGAGCUGCGUGGAGAGGAAGAACUUCACAAAUACUAUGAAGUUUAUGAGACUAUAGGCUCAGGUGGCUUUGCUAAAGUCAAACUUGGGCGGCACAAACAGACAGGAGAGAAGGUUGCCAUAAAGAUAAUGACCAAAAAAGACCUUGGGGAUGACCUACCUCGUGUGAAGCUGGAGAUUGACGCAAUGAAGCACUUAAGCCAUCAGCACGUCUGUCGCCUUUACCAAGUCAUUGAGACUUCCACCCAGAUUUUUAUGGUGAUUGAGUACUGUCCAGGCGGAGAGCUGUUUGACUACAUAAUUGCCAAAGACCGUCUUUCAGAGGAAGAAACCAGAGUGUUUUUCAGGCAGAUUGUGUCAGCCAUAGCCUAUGUUCACAGUCAAGGUUUUGCUCAUAGAGACCUUAAACCGGAAAACUUGUUGAUUGAUGGAGCUCACAACUUGAAACUUAUAGACUUUGGUCUGUGUGCCAGACCUAAGGGUGGUCUGGGCUAUGAGCUGAUGACGUGUUGUGGAAGUCCCGCUUACGCUGCUCCAGAACUCAUCCAGGGGAAAGCCUACAUUGGUUCAGAGGCCGACGUAUGGAGUAUGGGAGUGCUGCUGUUCGCUCUGCUCUGUGGGUACCUACCCUUUGAUGACGACAACUGUAUGGUGCUGUACAGAAAGAUCACACGAGGCAAAUAUGACAACCCUCAGUGGCUCUCACCUGGGAGCAUUAUCCUCCUGAACCAGAUGAUGCAGGUGGACCCCAAGCGUCGCCUUACUGUCAGACAGUUGUUGGAUCAUCCCUGGGUGUUAAAAGACUACAACAGCCCUGUUGAGUGGCACAGCAGGCUGCCGCUAGGCCAUAUUGAUGAGGACUGUAUCACUGAGAUGGCUGUCAACAUGAAGCGGUCAAGAGAAAGCACAACUGCACUGGUCAAGGAGUGGCGGUAUGACCACACCACAGCCACCUACCUGCUGCUGCUGUCAAAGAAGCAAAGGGGUAAGCCUGUCAGACUGCGCGCUGAACCAGUGCUCCGUGAGGACUCCUGCUCUCCAUUACACCAGGGACUCCAGACAAAAGAAUCUCUUCAGUUCAGUGAGGAUGAAGAUGGUAUUAUUGUUGGUUCUUUGGACUUUUGCUCUGAAUACUCGGACGAUUGCCCGUGGCUUACAGGCACACCAAAUACACCCCAAGGUGUAAAAGAGAGGCAGGAUAAAAUCCCAGGCAACAAAGCGAUGAGAAUGGCAUCUCCAGUGGUAGAGAGAUGUGCUUAUAGCCCAGUGCCAGAAAGGAGACGAGCUGCUGGGCGCCGCCCUGAGAGGCGGGAAAAGAACCAGGAGAAUAAAGAGAACACAGGGGACCGAGAUGCAGAGACAUUCUUGGUGCCUUCUCUUCAAACUCCUGUAUCCAGUAAAAAGAGCGGCCGACCCAACAAGAAUGUACUCACAACUCCCAAUGACAAUGUCAGCACCAAAACCUCAACAUCGCCAAGAGUUGGAGGUAGUGCCAGCAAAGAUCAGAAGAAAAAGAAGACAUUAGAGAAUGGUGAACCUGCAAAUAUAGAAAUAAUGGCCUUGAGCCCUGACAGAAGGUCUCGAUCUUUGGACAUGGCCGGCAGUGGAGAUAGUGGUAAGAAGAGAAAGGCGGGUAAAGUGUUUGGGUCCUUGGAAAGAGGCUUGGACAAAGUAAUCACCAUGCUCACUCCAAGCAAGAGGCGAGGUCCUCGAGACGCUCCACGCAAGAUCAAGGUGCAAUACAAUGUGACGCUGACUAAUCAGACAAAUCCAGAUCAGGUCUUGAAUCAGAUCUUGUCUGCUCUGCCAGAGAAAAAUGUCGACUUUACACAGAAAGGGUAUACAUUGAAGUGCCAGACAUGGGGUGAUUUUGGAAAGGUGACCAUGGCGUUUGAGUUGGAGGUGUGCUUUCUGCAGAAGCUUGAUGUCGUGGGAGUCCGGCGGCAGAGGCUUAAAGGAGACGCUUGGGUCUAUAAGCAUUUAGUGGAGGAUAUCCUUUCCACCUCCAGUAUUUAAGGGCCCAUAUUACGCUAUUUUCUGAUUUAUGUUAUAGUGUUGUUUACUCUUCAAAAACAUUUUCAUUCACACAUGUUUAACACACAAACCCUGCAUAUUUAGGCUGAGUUCUUCUCUCAAACAGGAAACGCUCUGUGCCAACUUGUGAUGUCAUAUGGUAAUACAGGAAGUGCUCCGCUGUGUUUUUAAACUACACUGGAAUUUACAAUCUCUACUGAACAAAAGGUAAACGGAGCUGUUAACUUGAAAACUACCACUUCAUGACAUCACAAGGUGGAACAGAGCAUUUUGAGCUUUGGAGAUGUAGACAGACUAAUAAUAAAGUGUUACUCAAACAUGUGUGAAUGAAACAAAACACAAGUCCAGGUCUGUUUUUGAGCUAACAGCAUUAUAACAUGGCUUAAAACUCACAAAAGUCAAUUCUGCGUAAUAUAACACCUUUUAAAAAAAACGCAGCUUUAUUUUACAUUUUUAAAUGCUCUUAAUGCACUACACUUGAACGCAUGUAAGCAGUGCAUGUCGGUCUGCUGUACAGUAGUUUUACAUGUUUUUUUUUAUUUUUUAUUUGGAUUCCACAUAAUUAAUAAGUGAAAUAGAUUCCUUGCAAAUUCUCCUGAGGUAAUGUGUGUAUGUAACAAGCUCGUUUCCUCUAGACCUUCCAGCUGCUUGUUACCAUAUUUAUGUCUAGAUGUUUAUUCUCCCCUCUAGGUGUGUGUAGCUGGAAUAACAUGAACACAGCAUUAUUAUUUAACUGCCAUUAUUUUUAUGUGCAUAUGUUUACAAAUUUCCAUUAUGUUUUACGUGUUUGUCUGUUGCCCGUGUUACUUUUUUAUCUUCUGUUUGUGUCUGUAAGUGGUCUGCUUACAAUUUGAAAACUGCAAAAUAAAUAGUUUGUGGUCUUU
Periophthalmus magnuspinnatus is the source of this 3087-nucleotide messenger RNA. It is a transcript of the gene melk, whose product is annotated as maternal embryonic leucine zipper kinase. The record is from RefSeq and is a predicted model, not a curated record. The coding region runs from base 155 to 2185 and encodes 676 amino acids. Gene Ontology annotation, molecular function: protein serine/threonine kinase activity; tau-protein kinase activity; ATP binding. Lineage: Eukaryota; Metazoa; Chordata; Actinopteri; Gobiiformes; Gobiidae. Gene Ontology annotation, cellular component: cytoplasm. Gene Ontology annotation, biological process: intracellular signal transduction; microtubule cytoskeleton organization; protein phosphorylation. The transcript is spliced from 18 exons.